Myzus persicae (green peach aphid) is the source of this 689-nucleotide messenger RNA. RefSeq lists its product as uncharacterized. The record is from RefSeq and is a predicted model, not a curated record. The transcript is spliced from 2 exons. Bases 20 to 532 code for a protein of 170 amino acids. Lineage: Eukaryota; Metazoa; Arthropoda; Insecta; Hemiptera; Aphididae.
AUGGUUAAUAAAGUACCUAAUGGGUCAAAUGCCUUCAUUCAUAAAAACUAGUAACUGUACUAAUAAUUUCUGUUCCGUACCUGUGUUGGAAGUCACAUCUACGCAGCUAUCAUUAAAUGUUUUUGAUGGUCAAAUAAAUAUACAGAGAGAUCUAUUGGCAUAUAUUGAGAGUUCUGAAGAAAAUUGCGCUUUUCGUGGAAAUAAAAGAAGCAUAACAGUAGCACCCACUACACACAUUAUGAUUGAAUUGAACUCGAUUCCCACAGAUAUGGAAUUAUCAACUAGCACUGGAAAUGUCGACAGUGCUCCAGUACAUUUGAUCAAACAAAAUUUUACGCAACCCAUCAAAGAAAAGUUGGACAAUUUGGAAAAGUUUUUGACAGUUGGAGAUAAAACGUACAAAUUAAGAGGUGUGGUCAGUUUCUGUGGUGGUGAAAGAAGAGGAUUGCGGAAUGCCAUGGGCCACUACACUGCAUCCGCUUUCAGGGGAAAUCAAAAAUGGGAAACGUAUGAUGACACAAAAAAAAAGUAGAAAACGCACGAGCAUCAACUAAAAAUGAUGAAGAGUUAUUGUUUUAUUGUGUUUGAUGUGUUAUAAUCAUUUGUGGACUCAUUACUAUUCAAAUAUUUAUUAAAUCAUUAUUAUUAUGUAUUACCUACCAUUAUAACAUAAACGAUUAUAAAUUAUA